Messenger RNA from Thelazia callipaeda (thelaziosis nematode), 5349 nucleotides. NCBI's taxonomy places the organism in Eukaryota, Metazoa, Nematoda, Chromadorea, Rhabditida, Thelaziidae. The record is from the annotation of a GenBank genome assembly.
AUGGCGAGUCAAGUAACACUCGAAGCAACGGCUGGUAGUAGCACUCCAGUCAGUACCAACGAAGUCAACGAGUCCAGUAGCACCUGUAAUGAUGACCAGUCACGUGUUAAUGUACCAGUUGACGCUUCGUUUAAUGAUGGGAUGGAGAUAAUAAAUGCUCUCGAAGGACCAGCGGUAACAAAUGUUGGUGGUAGUGGUGAAUCAUCGUAUACUGGUGUAAUAGGUGCUUCAGAUGAUACCACAGGUUGUUUAACGGAUUCUCGACAGGCUGGUGGCGGUAACGGUGGUUUGUUCCAAUCACGCAGGACUUCAGACGAUAAGAAAUUGGGUGACAAACCUAGUAAUAAUCAUAUUUCUACUACUACUUCUAUUAUUACUACUACAACUACUAAUAGUAUUACUACGACUACUAGACAAACUGGUGCAUCUACACCGACCGACGCCUCAACUUAUAGAGCUAAGUGGAAUGUUCGCAAAUUAAGAAAUCUUGAAAAUGCACUGCAUACUUCAGGUGAAAUGGAUGUAGUUACAACAGUAGUAUCAAGGACCCAAGCGACUAGAAAAAUGAAUGAUUGUCACGAAGUUGUUAAAACGUCAGCUAUAGCUGGGGAACGCAGGGGUAACUUAUGUUCUAUACAUCAGAGUGGAUUGAGGAAAGCUAAAAUCAAUGUAGCAUGUCAAACAGAUCCAGAUGAAGAAACAUUCCCGAAAAUCACACAGUGUUCUCGAAACACUAAUUCCCAACCUGUUACAAACAAAGAUAAUUUUGCAUCAGGUACAGUCGCGUCGUCUAGUAAUGAUGCUGUUUCUCCUACAUCGAGUACUUCAUCAGACGGUACUCUGCGAUUGAUGAUUCAAAAUUUCACCAAUAUGGCCGACACAGUGCGAGGACCUAGUAAAAAAAUACAAGCUGUCCCGUGGCGAAUCAUGGUAAUGCCUCGACAACAUGUUGUGCAAAAAAAAGGCACUCAGAAAUGUUUGGGAUUUUUUCUUCAGUGUUGUCCAGAUGCUUAUUCUGAUUCAUGGUCUUGUCAAGCAGCAGCAGAACUGCGUUUGAUCUCGCAGAAACAGGGCGUGCCACAUUUCACGAGGAAGACUAAUCAUGUGUAUACAGCCAAAGAAAAUGAUUGGGGAUAUUCUUGUUUUAUGACAUGGGCUGAUAUAUUAGAUGAAAGUCAAGGGUACAUCAAGGAUGAUAAAGUUAUUUUAGAAGUGUCUGUUAAAGCCGAACCGCCGAAGAAUAUAUUAACUCAUGAGCAAUUCGAGAAAAAAAUUCAAGACUAUAUGAGGUUAGCAGAUAUCCAGAGUAGCAGGGGACUCAUUGACAAAGCCAUUGAAGUCAAUAUGAGUGCUCUUAAAUUUUGCAAAGAUCGUGAUCAAGAUUGCAAAGCUGAUCUCGAAGCUCAGAAAGCCAAACUUAUUGAAAUGAAAUUGAAACAAAGUAUCGAAAGGAUUGAGAAAGGACCUCCACUUGGAAAGGGUGAUGAAGAGAAUUCACUUAAUCAAAGUGCUUUGAAGCAAGCUAUAUCAGGUGCUGCCACGAUCAAUAAGCAGUCAUCAGUAAAUAAAUCAAAAUCUAAUUCUGGUAGUAAAAUGCGUGAAGGGAAUAUGGAAAAGAGCGUCAGUGUCCAAAACAGAGCAACACCACCCUUAAAUAAAACAGAAACAAAGCAGGCAAUUGAGUCGAGUGGUACAGAAGCACGUCCCAUUUUACAAAAUCACAAGAAUGCCUGCAAUGUACCAGAAACUCCGGCUGAUGUGUUAUUAAAUGCUGCUCGUGAAAUGAAGUGGCUUGCAGAGAGUGGUAGAGAUGAGGAUGAGGAUCAAUCAAGGCUCGAAAGAAUACAACGACACGUUGGUCUGUCAGUUUUUGGGAAUGAACGAAAAGAAGGAGUGGAGGAGAUCAAAAAAGGAUCUGAAAAGUUGGAUGAAAAAGUAGGUAAUGAUGAGAAGAAAAGAAUGGUCAUCAAUAGCAAUUAUGUGGGUAACGAUGUUCUUGCUUUAGGAGCAAAAUUUACUGGAGAUAGUAUAUUUUCGGCGAAUCUACGGAAAUCAGAUACGGAAGAAUCAGGAGGAUCACUUUUGCGAUGCGCAUAUGAUGUAAGUGGGCAUGAUCAGCCAUGGGAAUUAUGUGAUGCACAUAGGCGGCAGCAUGCUCUUUGCUCUAGUGAGGAAGAAACAAGUACAACAGAUGGCAUGUCUUCUGAUAGUGAAAAUGAAAGAAAUGAUGGACGCACUGGUGUUGGAGUUCCUUUCUCAAAAAAGAUCAAACGUUCUUUUCGACAUGGCUUGUCAGUACGUGAUGAUUGCGAUAGCUGUAUCCAAGCUAUUCUUGAACCAGCUUCGCUUAACACUGAGGAAGCAUCAUGUCAAACUGACUUUUCCGUUCUGAUGCCAAAAGCGGACGCGGCUGUAGUUAAUGCAAACGCGGAUAUGACAAAUCCGAACCCUGAUCGACCUUAUGCUCAACCAAAGAAACAGACAGCAAAGAAAACCGUUCCUAAUGGUGAUUGGCGUCGUAAAAAAGCAAGCGAGUUCAAGGAUGAUUCUGGCAAAAAACAGGACGAGCAGCCAAAAAAAGUGGAUGAUAGAGCUCAAGAGGUGGCAGAACUGCAAAAAGAAAGUAUAGCACGUUUUACAUCUCAAUUCACCAGUCAGGAUCCAAAAGCUUUUCCGGUCUUCCCUUUAUAUCAGACGCAGCAGCUUCUUGGUGAUGACAUGCAGACUCCGCAGAUGCAACCAUAUAUGGACGAUUCAACGCAGCCGAACAUAUGGUCACGCCAGUAUAUUGAAGAGUGGCUGAAAUUCAAUAUUAAGUAUUGCUGGAAGUAUAUGAAGAAUGGAGAGAAUCCGCCUGUAGCUGGCGAUGAAAACAGUCUAGAUUUUGGUGCAGGCAAUGUGCCACAUUUUACUGAUGCACAAGUGCAGCAAGUUAUGGCUGCUUUAUCAGUUAUUGGUGUCAAUUGUGUUAAUGCUAAACGUGUAGUUGACAAAGCUGCCGAAUUUAUCAAUACUCUAGAAAUGCGUUCAAAAAGUCCUUUUCUCAAAGGUUGCCUGCAGAAAUUGGCAAUUUUAGCUGGUGAUGAAAAAGUCAUUGAAGCUAUAAAAGAUGGACGUAGAGGAGAUGUCGAUUGUGGGUCAUUAGAUGAGCAUCACUUAACGGCACCCCUAGUUGAUGAAACAGAUGAGUUUAGUACUUUAAUGAAUGACUGUCCUGAUGACCAACAUGACUAUAUGCUAAAUCGUGAAGUACAUCGCAUAGGUGUUUUUGCGGAUCAAGCAGUGAGUAAAAAUCCACUAAUGGAAGUGGGUCAGGCAGAAAAGUUAAAUGAACAUACGGAGAAGAUUGCACAGCGUAUUUCGUUACUUGAAAAUGACAAAGAAUCUCUAUUGCGGCAACUUAAUACCGAGAAAGAAAGAAACAAAAAAUUAGAACAAAAACAUGCAAAUAUAUUGAAACAGGUGCAGUCACAAUUGCAAUCGGAAAAAGAAAAGCAUGAAAAGACGGGUCAACUGCUGAAUCAAAAGAAAAAUGAAUUAAAGAAACUGGAACGGAAUAUCAAGCAACAUGAGCGGGAAGCUGAACGAGUUAGAGAAUUGCAAGAGAAAAAUGAAUCUUUAAUUCGAGAUUCUCAAGAGCUUCGUCAGAAGCACUUUGAAGAAAUAAGAAAGCUCCAAAGAGAGUUGCAGUCAAGCCAAGAUAAUAGAAAGAAUAUGGCUGAAGAGAUUCGGGGACGUGAUAAUGAAAUCAGCGAGUUGAAAAAUCAACUAAAUGAACGAUCCUCUGCACUCAAACGCUCGGAAAAUACAUUGUCUUCGGAACGAAAAGUGUAUCAAAGUAAUGUAGCAACACUGACUGAGCGUGCGAAGAAGGCUGAAGUUUCGUUACUCGAACAUAAGCUUGAAACAGGCCUUGCUGUACUUGAGAGAGCUCACAAAGAUGCGGGACAACGAGUGAAAGAUUUGGAAGCUGAACUGAAGAAUCCAAGAGCAAGGAAUGCUUUGUCAAUGGAAGAAUUAAAAGGAGGAAUUGCGGAAUGGAAGGCUAAGCGAGAAGAAGUCUCCUCUCUCAUAGCUACUUCGAAGACCGAAUUUGCUUCACAAAUUGAACAGAUCAAGGCUGGUAAAACAAUUGCGCAGUUGCCAAAAAUUAAUGUACCAAAACCUCCACCAGCACCAAAAUUCAAGAUCGGAACUGCUCCGGCUCAGUUAUCACCAGUUGGACAUGAGAAAGGUCUUUCAGCUCCGCCUGUGCCAGCUGUUGGUGUUAUUGGAAAUCGAGCACCAGCAGCUAGUGUAGUUAUAAAUUCAACACUUAACCCCAACAACGUUGCACCAGGUUCGCAGUUGCAGAUAAUGUCGAAGGCACCGGCUCCUCCGUUAUCUUCGCCCAUGAAAUCACCUACGAAUACUGCAACACCAAUGGCACCGAUUGGUGUUCGACCCACAGGCCAUACAAAUUCAGUAGUAGAUUAUACAAAUAACCACAAUGCUACUGUCAGUUCCUCCACCAAUUGUGCUCAACCAUCUACGAGUACAUCUUCAUCUGGAUUGUCAUUACCUACCGCUUGGGGUUCCAGCUGGGAUGGACCGCUUGCCAUGAAUUCCAUCAAUGAACUUCUCAAUCCCAGUCGCUCAUUUGGACCCAUCGGUACUGAUUAUGGUAUCAGCACCGGUGGCAGUUCUACUCAGCUAUCUCAUCCACCGCCUGUUGUUCCAAAUACAAGUAGUCAUUUCACAGCGCAGACUAAUGGAUGGAGUAAUGGAGGCGGCAGCGAUUGGUUGAACACAUUGACGUCCAGUAGCAGUUGUGGUGGCUUAUCUAAUCAACCAAGUCAUUACACUCAUAUCCAACAGCAGCAGCAGCAGCACCAAGGAAGCAAUUAUCAAUCGCAUCAGUGGCCAAGUUGGACGAGUUUUCAUACUCCUACAUCAGCUCCUUCUGAUGUCGCUAAUGCGCUAGUUGACAGUAGUCGUAGCGCGUCUCCGCGACGUGAUACUCUGCUCGAUACUUUGAGAAAUCAUUUCCCACAUAUGUCUCCAGAAAGCUUGAAGGAGUAUACAGGAGAAUACAUGAUGCGAAACAAUUUGCCAAGUUUAAAAACACUUCCCGUACGUGAGCUAAUCAAUUAUAUUGCAGUAUCAUCAGCUAAAGCUCAGGCAAAUAUGUGGAACAAAAGCAGCAAUAUGCCGCCUAUGAUGCACCAACCUCCACCAAACGUGAUACCAAGUUCAGUUGGUAUGAAUCUGCCUGGCAUCGAUCAUUUCCAGUCGCCUUCAACUCGUCUUCAAACUCAGCCUAAUAUACAUCCACAUAAUCUUUUACAUCAGCAAAGUAAAGAUUCUUAG